Molecule: messenger RNA, 2797 nt
Organism: Arvicanthis niloticus (Nile rat)
Lineage: Eukaryota; Metazoa; Chordata; Mammalia; Rodentia; Muridae
Source: RefSeq, a predicted model, not a curated record
AUGGCCACGGCUCCCGGAGGGUCUGCGCCGCCCGCCGGCCCCGGCCCGCGCUUGGCUUUCAGCACCGCGGACAGCGGCGUCGGCAUGAGCGGGUUGAACCCAGGUCCCGCGGUGCCCAUGAAGGACCACGACGCCAUCAAGCUCUUCGUGGGGCAGAUCCCGCGGGGCUUGGACGAGCAGGACCUCAAGCCGCUGUUCGAGGAGUUCGGCCGCAUCUACGAGCUGACGGUGCUGAAGGACCGGCUCACCGGCCUCCACAAAGGCUGUGCCUUCCUCACCUACUGCGCCCGGGACUCUGCUCUCAAGGCCCAGAGUGCACUGCACGAGCAGAAGACCCUGCCAGGGAUGAAUCGUCCGAUCCAAGUGAAGCCGGCUGCCAGUGAGGGCCGAGGAGAGGACCGGAAGCUGUUUGUGGGGAUGCUGGGCAAGCAGCAGGGUGAGGAGGAUGUCAGACGUCUGUUCCAGCCCUUCGGCCAUAUCGAGGAGUGCACUGUCCUGCGGAGUCCUGAUGGUACCAGUAAAGGCUGUGCCUUUGUGAAAUUCGGGAGUCAAGGGGAAGCUCAAGCUGCCAUCCAGGGACUACACGGUAGCCGAACAAUGACGGGCGCCUCAUCUAGCCUGGUGGUGAAGCUGGCAGACACCGACCGGGAGCGCGCGCUGCGAAGGAUGCAGCAAAUGGCUGGCCAGCUGGGUGCCUUCCACCCGGCACCGCUGCCCCUUGGGACCUGUGGCGCCUAUACCACUGCGAUCCUGCAGCACCAGGCAGCGUUGCUGGCGGCAGCGCAGGGUCCCGGGUUAGGCCAGGUGGCCGCGGUGGCCGCCCAGAUGCAGCACGUGGCGGCCUUCAGCUUGGUGGCUGCACCUCUGUUGCCUGCGGCAGCGAAUGCAUCGCCUGGUGGCAACGGCCCUGGUGCACUCCCUGGCCUUCCAGCGCCCUUAGGGGUCAAUGGAUUCGGCUCCUUGAACCCCCAGACCAAUGGACAGUCAGGCUCCGACACGCUCUAUAACAACGGGCUUUCCCCUUACCCAGCCCAGAGCCCCGGUGUGGCUGACCCCCUGCAGCAGGCCUACGCUGGGAUACAUCACUAUGCAGCAGCCUACCCCUCGGCCUAUGCCCCAGUGAGCACAGCUUUUCCCCAGCAGCCUUCAGCUCUGCCUCAGCAACAAAGAGAAGGCCCUGAAGGCUGUAACCUUUUCAUCUAUCACCUGCCUCAGGAGUUUGGGGAUGCAGAACUCAUACAGACAUUCCUGCCCUUCGGAGCUGUUGUCUCUGCCAAAGUCUUUGUGGACCGUGCCACCAAUCAGAGCAAGUGUUUUGGAUUUGUUAGUUUUGACAAUCCAACCAGUGCCCAGACUGCCAUCCAGGCCAUGAAUGGCUUUCAAAUUGGCAUGAAGAGGCUCAAGGUCCAGCUAAAGAGACCUAAGGAUGCCAACAGGCCUUACUGAUCUGAGCUCGCUGACCAGUCAAAGACAGAAACUGAAGAAUGAAGAAAGGAAACGGAAAAGCACAGAAAUGCUGGAGCGGCCCUUCCGGAAGGAGUGGCGGCAGACGGCUGUGGAUCGGACCCAGGGCUGGCGCCUGGGGCUCAGGCCACUCAUCUCAUGGGUUGUUCCAUGGAGCGCUCAGGCUGGCAAGGCAACCAGUGCUGGCUGAGGAUCGACUGAUCUAAGGGAAGCAGCAGAGGGCCUCGGGGGUGCCAAGGGCUUCUCAGCAAGGGAAGCCCAGACUUACUUCGUUCAAAAUCAUAUCAUUCCUUAGUGUUUAGGGACCAAAGGACUAUUGCUUUUUUUAAGAAUAUAUAUAUAUCUAUAUAAAUUAAAACAAAGAAAAAAACAGGAGACAAGAAAAAAAAAAAAAAGACAGUAUAGAGUCUCAUAAAAGCUGCCUUUAAAUAUCCCCAGGAGACAGGGUGAAGGAGACCCUUGAUAGCCCCAGCCUAGGCAGAGGAGGCUGUGGAAAGAUUGUCCUGUGUCUCAUUCCUUCUUAAAGUACUCCCUGACCCCACCCUUUAAGAAUAUGAUAAAGGAUGUGAAGUCUAGGCUCAUAUUCAAGCAACAAGAGGGUCACAGAAGCAGUGAACCCACCAUCCCCAAACGCAGAUUGCAUCCCUGAAGAGGCCUCAGGAGGAGCUCAGGCCUGCUUUGGUCUUUGCUACCCUAGGAGGCUCCCAGCCAUCAGAAGUGGGAACCUGCCUUUCCUUCCUGACCCGCUUUCCUGUGGAGCCACAGCCUCCCCAGGAAGAGAGAGAGAGAGAGAAAGAGGAAGAGAGAGAGAGAGAGAGAGAGAGAGAGAGAGAGAGAGAGAGAGAGCCUUUUACUUCCCAGUCCAGGUAGACCAAGGCCUUGCCUUUGGCUGAGCUGAGACACCUCCUGUUUCCCCUCCCCUCACAACUACCCCAGUGUCCCCUUGCUCCAGGCCACCUUCUGUCUCUUAGUCUAAGUUUGCCCACUUGUAAAGUAGACUCAAGAUAUAUGUAGAAGGCUGUGAUAACAGAUGUGGAAGGCUUGCUGCUGUAAAUACUGCCUCUGAGAAGGGAUCCUUUUCACUAUGUAGAAGCUUCAGAAUUAGAGGUCCCUCUUUAACCAGGACCUGGGAGGGAAGUAGAUGUUUUGCCAAAAUACUAAUUCAUUCCUUUAAAACGUACAUCUUUCCUAUGCAAGCGUGUCUCACAUGUGCUUACCCAAGGUGCUUUUAGAUGGUGAGCAGUGUUCAGUUUAGAAGUGGUGUGUGCUCUUUCUGUCUGUCCUUGUCUGUCUGUUGUGUACAGUGGGUUCCAUAUAAAACUGAUCAACGGUG